Neurospora crassa OR74A is the source of this 1771-nucleotide messenger RNA. RefSeq lists its product as hypothetical. The record is from RefSeq and is a predicted model, not a curated record. Bases 348 to 1550 code for a protein of 400 amino acids. The transcript is spliced from 2 exons. Lineage: Eukaryota; Fungi; Ascomycota; Sordariomycetes; Sordariales; Sordariaceae.
ACGCGAUCUUCACGUUGCACACAGAAAAUGUCCAAGCACGUCUGAGGAAGCAUGACUGCGUCUGAAAACUGCAUGUUGUGAUCUCGAUACCAAGACCCUAGUAUAAUUGUACAUAUAUAUCCAAUAACCCAACAACUGUACAAUACACACCGCGACUCCCGUCUUCUUCACAAACCGACCCGCAUUGCGGACCUCUUUGGCUCUGCUGCCUACACACUUACAAGCGACAACCCGGGACAAGAAAGAUAUCCACGCCCGGUACUUCGUAUUCUUUUUAGUCACCCAAACAAAUCGAAACAACUCCAACGUCCGUCCUCAAAUUCAGUGCCAAGUCAUCCCACCAAAUAAUGUCUUUCUUCCAUACCGGAGCCUCCUCCGCUUCCAGUGACGCCGCCCCCGUCGUCAUAAUGUCCACCUCAACUCCAGCUUUUUCCUUUGGCCAAGUCCAAGAUCCCUCCUCCUCCUUAAGCAACAAUCACAAUCACAACCACAACAAUAACAACAACAACAGUAGUGAUACGCCAACGCCGUCGACCUUCCCCUCUUUCACCACCUCCUUCUCCUCGCCCUACCAACCCCAAUACCGACCAAAAAUCAGCUCUCCCCUCUCUUCCUCGCCCAUCAGACCAUUCGAUUCAAUGUCCCGAUCUUCACCACCAGGUUCACCGACCUCGAAACCACGAGGAAUCUUUGGAGGACAGUCACAAUCAUCACCUAUCUUUGGGUCGUUUUUGCAAAGUCAAGGACAGGGACAGGGACAGGCAGAUGGAGCACAACAGCAGUUAGACGGGGGGAACAACAACAACAACAACAACAACAACAACAAAUUCCUGAAAUACAACUCCCGGCCCUCUCGACCUAUGAACCACCCUUCCCUUUCCUCCAACCGCAAAGAAGACCGACGGCGUUUGUUCUUGCAGAAUGUGAGGCAACGAGCGGACGAUAAGGCGUGGGAGAGGAGGGGUGGAGAGAAUGAGCUCCUAAAACUAGAAUGGCUCCGCUUCAACCGCGAACUCCGCCUCGCAAAAGAAGCCUCUGCCCCUCCCAACCCUUUCAACUCCUCUCAGUUCCACACCGGUACCGGCGGUGGUGACGGUUCUGCUGCUUCUGCUCUCGAGCAAGAAAUCGAAGAACUCGCCCAGCUACGAGCAAAGUUCAACCACCAGCAACAAUUUCUCGAAGGCCUGUUGGAAGAUCAACCACUACCAGGGGGAGAACAGGAUAUGGAUGCUUAUAUGGCGGAUAUGAUUGCGCGAGAGGAGGAGGCGGAGUUGGAGGCGUUGUUGGCGCUAAAUCAGCAGGCGCAGGAGGAUUUGAGGGCACGAGAAGGGCAGCAACAACAACAAGGGGAUGAUUAUAUGGAGGAGGAGGGGGAGGAUGAUGAGUACGAUGCGCUGUUUAUGGAGGUUUUGGCGCAGCAGCAACAGCAACAGCAACAGCAACAGCAGCAACAACAACAACCAAGUGGUGAUGGUGGUGGUGGUGGUGGUGGUGAUGCGGGGAUACAGCAUCAGCACCACAGUCAGGACGACGUGGAGAUGGGAGGGUAAAUACCAUGGUGACGCUUGAUAUUUUUCUUGCGCUUCGCUCAUAUCAUGGGGCACAUAUUGGAUUCAUAGCUUGCAUUUGCAUAGGAAAGGAGUUCGGGUUACAUUCAUCGAGGAUUGAUUGUGUUCGGAGACAUAAAAGGAACACAGCCACUAGUCAUUUUCAGAUUAGAAGGGUAUAUGCAACAAGAAUACGGGUCGGUACACGAGGGUGUGCAGGAUCA